Molecule: messenger RNA, 718 nt
Organism: Anolis sagrei ordinatus
Lineage: Eukaryota; Metazoa; Chordata; Lepidosauria; Squamata; Anolidae
Product: fatty acid-binding protein, liver
Biological process (GO): fatty acid transport
Cellular component (GO): nucleus; cytosol
Molecular function (GO): fatty acid binding
Source: RefSeq, a predicted model, not a curated record
CUUAGUCAUUGCCCCUAUCCUUUUCCUACCAGCUAGACUGUCCUAACAUUCAGGGUUACGGCAAAAUGGCAUUCAACGGCACAUGGCAGGUCUAUUCCCAGGAGAACUAUGAAGAUUUCCUGAAAGCUAUUGCUUUGCCUGACGAUAUCAUCAAAGUCGCCAAAGAUGUCAAGCCAGUCACUGAAAUCCGCCAGACAGGGAACACCUUCGUCGUCACCUCCAAGACCCCCAAUAAGUCCGUCACAAACUCAUUCACACUGGGGAAAGAGGCAGACAUGACCACCAUGGACGGCAAGAAAGUCAAGUGCACAGUGAACCUGGUUGACGGAAAGCUGGUGGCCAAAUCGGAUAAAUUCAUCCACGAACAGGAAAUAGUAGGCAACGAAAUGGUCGAGACUAUAACAUCUGGUUCAGCAACAUUUACCAGGAGAAGCAAGAAGGUUUAAAGCAGAGAGGAUGGAUGCCUCCGUUAGUAGUACAGCUGGCCCUCCAUAUCCACAGAUCCUGCACCUACUAAUUCCACCAUCCACGGCUUUAAAAUAUUUUAAAAAAAUAGCCCAAAAAGCAAACCUUAAUUUGGCCAUAUUCAACAAGCAAUACCACAUUACUCUGCCAUUGUACAUAAUGGGACUUGAGAAUCCAUGGAUUUGGGUGUGGAUACUGAGGUCCCGCUGUUGAUGUUUUUAUAUUUGGAUAAUAAAGAACGCUGUAUAUCAUG